AUGAUUAAAAAUUUAUUCUUUUCAUUAAAAUUUUCACAAAAUUUCUUUAAAAAUCAGUCAUAUUUAUUCUCAUCGGUUGGGCCUAAUGACCUUAAGGGAGGGAAUGUAAUUCUACAUCAGGGAAUUUACUACGAAAUAAUAACACAACGUCAGUUUAGGCAGGCAAGGGCCGCUGCCUUUUACCAAGUCGAAUGUAUGAAUUUGUUGACUAAGAAGAUGGGCAAUCUAAGAUUUCCAGUCAACGCUAAAAUUGAAAAGAUAUCAUUGGAAAAAAAGAAUAUGUUAGUGCAAUAUUUAGAUAAGAAGGAAGUGUUGGUGGUAGAUGAAAAUUAUGAAGAUAAGCGUAUUGAUUUGAUACAUCUGGAAGAGUAUGCUUCACUACUUGAGCCUGGAACCGAAUUAUCAGUUUACAUGCAUCAGGGUAAUGUUUUGAAAGUUACAGUACCAGGCGAGAUUAUAAGUAAAUUGAGAAAAGCUAAAUAA
This is a messenger RNA of Babesia microti strain RI, 483 nucleotides long. Its product is annotated as conserved Plasmodium protein, unknown function. Lineage: Eukaryota; Apicomplexa; Aconoidasida; Piroplasmida; Babesiidae. The transcript is spliced from 4 exons. Gene Ontology annotation, molecular function: translation elongation factor activity. Gene Ontology annotation, cellular component: cytoplasm. The record is from RefSeq and is a predicted model, not a curated record. Bases 1 to 483 code for a protein of 160 amino acids.